GUGCUGUCAAAAAAGUGUAAAAUAUCUAUGCAAUAGAACAUUAUUAAUGUAAUUGAACUAAAUUUCUGGAUCACUUUAAUUGAAAGAUUUUAUUGAAAAAGUUCUACAAGAAAAUUGUGAAUCAUGGUUUAUAUAUCGAAUGACGGAAACGUAUUAGAUAGUACUCCCUGGAGUUUAAAAAGACUAUUUCAAUUCUUCACUGGAAUAAUUUACAUGGUUAUUAUGUUUUUUAGGACAUUGAUCAACCCUGAUAUGAACAAAUAUGGAAGUGAAUAUACAAGAGAUUAUAGACCUGGAUCUGGGCCACCACGUCCGCCAAUGCGUAGAUUAGGAAGACCUAAUAUGGGAAAUACAGUGGAUGUUCCAUUUGGAUGUAAAAGUUGUGCUAGAUAAGAUUAAACAAAACUUACCACUGGGAGAUACACAGAAAUCAUCUUCCACAGAAUGCCCAUAGACAUCAUCAUAACCUUCAUACUCUGUAAAAUGUUUAUUAUGUCAAGAAGUAAAAUAGAACAUUUAAUUUGUUAUACAAAUGCAUGUAUU
Molecule: messenger RNA, 543 nt
Organism: Hylaeus volcanicus
Lineage: Eukaryota; Metazoa; Arthropoda; Insecta; Hymenoptera; Colletidae
Product: selenoprotein K-like
Exons: 5
Coding region: 124-393 (89 amino acids)
Biological process (GO): endoplasmic reticulum calcium ion homeostasis; calcium ion transport
Cellular component (GO): endoplasmic reticulum membrane; Golgi apparatus
Source: RefSeq, a predicted model, not a curated record